Messenger RNA from Macadamia integrifolia, 3805 nucleotides. Its product is annotated as transcription initiation factor TFIID subunit 4b-like. The record is from RefSeq and is a predicted model, not a curated record. Gene Ontology annotation, biological process: transcription initiation at RNA polymerase II promoter. Lineage: Eukaryota; Viridiplantae; Streptophyta; Magnoliopsida; Proteales; Proteaceae. Gene Ontology annotation, cellular component: transcription factor TFIID complex. Gene Ontology annotation, molecular function: RNA polymerase II general transcription initiation factor activity; DNA binding; protein heterodimerization activity. The transcript has 16 exons. Bases 416 to 3310 code for a protein of 964 amino acids.
AAUAAAUCCGGUUGAUACCCGUCUCUCCCUUCGUGUAAGAAAACCAAAGAGGCGGAACCCUGAGCCCCAUCCCUAUUCUUCUCCAUCUCCGUUACCGGCGGUCGGCGACGGCGAGCAUCAGUAGGCAAUACCCUAGCCCUUGCUCCCUUCUUCUUCUCCGUUUCUCUUCCCAUUGGUAGUUGACAACCCAAUCAAGGGAGAUUGCCGCAGUGGGAGGGCGAUUGCAGCGGCGGGAGGGUGACGUCUCCUUUCUUCUUCUUCUCAUUCUCCGUUUGGCAGGCGAGUUUACUUCUCUGUUUAUCCCAGGUGAUGAUGUGAGAAUUACCUAGUUCGGCUAAAAAUAUAUCUCUGAAUGAAGCGGAAAUCAUAAUUUUUAUCAUUCAAACUAGUGGAAUCAUCUAAUUUCACGUUGUUAAUGGAUCCCUCCAUCAUGAAGCUCCUUGAAGAUGACGAGGAUGAAACCAUGCAUUCUGGUGCAGAUGUAGAGGCAUUCACUGCUGCCUUAAAUAGAGACAUAGAGGGGGAUACCUCCAUUUCUCAGCCACCAGUUCCAGAAAAUGCGAUUUUGUCCCAUGGUGGCAAUCCUACUUCCAGUCGGCUGGUUCCCCAAUGGCAUAAUUCCAACCAAGAAGAAAAUGCUACCUCCCAAACUCAUCAGGAAGAACCAAACAAUAUGCAGUCACAAGUCCAGCAUUCAACUGAAACAGUGCUGAUGCAUUCUGGAUCUGGUGCUGAGAACCAGCAGCAGCAACUUGUUAGCUCACAGGAACACAGUGAACUCCCUAUGCAGCAGAAACAAUCAAACGAUGAUCAGAAAAAGUUGCAGGUGGAGCAAAACUCCCUCCAGAUGUCUCAGAAAAAUGGAGCCCAAAUUUCUGAACAAAGUCCUGGUCACUUACCAGAAAAGGAGAGAUUGCUGCUGGCAGACAGCCAAAAUCAAUAUCCAAAAUUACAAAAGAUGAACAAUCAGCUUACAACUUCUGCAGACCAAGCAAGUAACCCAGUUUCUCGUGGUAAAACAGUACCAAUUGCUAUGUUGUUCCCAAUGAUGAUGCCGAACCUUGAUAAAGACAGAGCUAUGCAGCUAGAAACAAUUUAUGCUAAAUUGAGGAAAAAUGAAAUCAACAAAGAGGACUUUGUCCGGCAUAUGAGGAAUAUUGUAGGGGAUAAUAUGGUCAAACAGGCUGUGGCAAAACUUCAGAUGCAGAUAGGGCCCCACCAAUUUCAGUUACAGUCUCAAGCUUCUUUGCAGCACCAGAAUCAGCCUCCACAGCAACAGCAGCAGCAACCCAAAAUGCCAAAUGUUCAACAGUUCAGUGAUCCACAAUCAUUUACUCAACUUCAUCAAAAGGGACCUCCUACUGACAUGUCUCAGGUUGCAACUUCAACAGCUCAAGGGCAAAAUGAUUCAAACUUUCCUACCACAGAAAACAGCUCUCAGAAGUCCAGAGAGACGGAACAUCAGUCAGAUUCACCAGGAAUGCAUUUGAGCCAAACAUCUACUGCUAGCGUGAGCAUGGUCAAUCAGGAAAAGGAACUCUCCCCCAUUCAAAUCCCAGGGAUUAACAAGCAGCAGCAGCAGCAGCAGCAGCAGCAGCAGCAUUUGCCCCUUCCUCACACAUCAUUCCCAAUGUAUGGGACCAUGGUUGGCAAUUAUUCUCCUCAUUCAUAUUCUGGGCCACCUAUCAGUGGUGCGACGACUUCCCUUAAAUCGCAAACUCAAGAUUCUCAAAUCAGACAAGUUCCUCUUCAUCAAGGCAUGGUUUCAAAUCAGUUGGGAGGGGCAACUCAGUCCAUGAACAUGAUGAUUAUGCCUAAAUAUGAGAUGCAAAACUCUCUUACUGAGCCCAAGAGAUUGCAAGGUGGAACUCACUUGACAAGCCAUUCAACAAUGCAGCAAAAUCCAGCUCAGAGGCAAUCAUCAGUGACUGAAGAGCAAAAAGGUGGCGCUUUGUCAUCAAUGGUUUAUGUGAAGCAGGAAUUAGUUGAUCACACUGCUGAGCAGCAGCAAAUGCCCCAAUUGUCAGCUUCCCAAGGUUCAUCUUCUUUAGGUCCUGUACAGGUUGACCAAGAGGAAACCACAGACAAGCAGGUGGCUAGAAUUCCUUUCUCAACUUCUGCAAAUGCAGCAGUGCCUACAAAUUUAGCUUCUGGUUCCGUAGCAACAACAAUAGAUGCUACUUUUCCGAUGCGCCCUCAAAUCCUAUCUGCAGCCACCCCAGUUGGGGCUGGAAUUAAUAUGAAGACACCUCCAAAGAAAGCUUCUAUCAGCCAAAAGAGGCCAGUCGAAGCAGUUGGGACUCCAUCCCCUUUGUCUAGUAAAAAACAAAAGGUUACUGGAGCUUUUCUGGAUCAAAGCAUCGAACAACUCAAUGAUGUUACUGCUGUCAGUGGAGUUAAUUUGAGGGAAGAGGAGGAGCAGCUAUUAUCUGCACCUAAAGAGGAAAGUAAGGCUUCAGAAGCUACUCGGAGGGUCGUGCAAGAAGAAGAAGAAAGACUGAUACUGCAGAAAAUACCCCUUCAAAAGAAAUUAGCACAACUCAUGUCCAAAAGUGGCAUAAGGAGUGUAAGUAAAGACGUGGAGCGUUGCCUGUCAUUGUGUGUAGAGGAGAGAAUGCGCAGUUUGAUAAGUAAUCUGAUCAGACUAUCAAAACAGAGGGUUGAUAUUGAAAAGCCACGACAUCAUACUAUUAUUACCUCCGAUGUUCGGCUUCAAAUUUUAAUGAUGAACCGAAAAGCCAAAGAGGAGUGGGAGAAAAAACAGGCUGAAGAAGCUGAAAAGCAACGGAAACUUAAUGAAGCAGAGGGAAACACUGGUGUUGAUGGUGACAAGGACAAGGAUGAAGCUCGUUCAAAGACACUCAAGGCAAACAAAGAGGAAGAUGAUAAAAUGCGAACGACUGCAGCAAAUGUUGCUGCCCGGGCAGCAGUUGGAGGGGAUGAUAUGCUAUCAAAAUGGCAACUCAUGGCAGAACAAGCCCGACAAAAGCGUGAAGGAGGAGCAGAUGGGGCAUCCAUUGUUCAGCCUGGUAGAGAGCUGAGCCGCAAGGCCUUGUCAACCAUGGGACGAACCACUACGGACAAUCAAGAAGUUGAAAACAGAGGCCUUUCUGCUGCUGCAGCAUCUGGGUCUGCAAGGAAAUUUGGCAGGAACUCUGUUUUCAUGCCACAGUCAAAGGUUGCACGGACCAUUUCUGUCAAGGAUGUAAUUGCAGUCCUGGAGAGGGAGCCCCAGAUGUCAAAGUCAACUUUAAUGUAUCGUUUGUAUGAGAAAAUUCGUGCUGAUGCUGUGGCAAAUGAUCAAAGGUGAAAUACGGGGCAAGGGGCUCUCAUGUUAGCAUUUUUUCAGAACUACCCUCGUGAAUCUGGGAGAGUAUGAGGUACAACUGGAUUAGGCUAUUCUUUGGUUUUUCAUAUAUGCUACAUGUAGCCAACUCUCAAGGAGACUAAUCUCUGCAUUCACUAUUCACCCGUGUCUAUUUGGAAUCAUAGCAUACUAAAUAAAACCCUAGGAUUGCCCUCAUUCUGAUUACAAAGGCAGGUAAGUGGUCUUCUAAUGAAUGGAGAUCAAAAAAAAAAAAAAAAAAAAAGUGGGUGUAUCAAUAAGGAUUGUAAAAGAAUGUUUAUAUGAUUUUUUUUUUUUUGGCAACAUUGAGUUUUUAACAGGCUCCAUUUAUCAGACUAUAAAGAAUGGUUGUGGAGGAGGAAAUAUAUGAAGUGCACAAAUGCGAACAAAUGCAAGAUCCAGGACUAGUUAAAUUGAAUCAAUCUUAUCUGCAUAAAUAUCCCUGAAUUCCUUUUAACA